Molecule: messenger RNA, 5731 nt
Organism: Patiria miniata (bat star)
Lineage: Eukaryota; Metazoa; Echinodermata; Asteroidea; Valvatida; Asterinidae
Product: katanin-interacting protein-like
Exons: 40
Coding region: 199-5673 (1824 amino acids)
Source: RefSeq, a predicted model, not a curated record
AAACAAACGUGAUGUAGUUAUGGUGGUGAUCGUAAACGAUUUUUUUUCUUCAUGCUCACGACGGAAUUUCAACCUUGUUUACAAAAAUUCAGAGUGAAUGGUAUCAUCAAAACACAGUAUAAUGGAACUUAACAAUGGUGACAUUGUGUCAGAGACGAUUUAAGCUGCAGUGAAUGUUGCAUUGCCUUGAAUUUAAGCAUGGAACCUGGAGGUAGGAAGCAGUGGCAGAAAGGAGAGUUUCCUAUUGAGCUUCCUAAGGGACAGACUAAUACUGUCAAGGACGAUGUACCAGAUAAAUAUGAUGAAUACCUACUAUUACUGCAGAAGAAAAACAGGGUGUUGAAGAAACUGAAAGCCAAGGAUGACAAACAGAUCCAGCUGGAGCAGAAAGAGCAAGGAUUCUCCCUGUACGUCAAUGGGGCUAAUCAGAAGCUUGGCCUGACAGGUCCAAUCAAGCACUCACCCAGGAGGCCCAGCUCAAUGAAACCACAGACAGCUGGAGAUAUCCCUCGACGUCCUGUCCGUGGUCUCCAUGGUUACCAGGAAGAAGAAGACGCAGAAGCGGCGAGCAGGGCCAAGACUGCACCCAGCAAGGUGCAGAGGAGGAACUGGCUACAGCAAUCCUUUGACAUCAAGACCAACAAAGGAGAGAAGCUUAGGGUUAGGUCUCGCUGGGGCAAAGAUGAAGAUGAGGCAGAUUGUGAAUAUGAAGAUGAUUUUGAGAUGUAUGAGAGUGUGAAAGCAUCCCUGCCCCAGACCCAAGCAUCUCCCCCGCAACAAGACACACAAGCAUCUGCCGAGGAGCAUCCUGAGCAAGAGGACUAUGACAAGAUUACGGAGAACCUGACGUUGAUCCUAGAGGGGCCCACGGAGGGCGUCAGCGACAUAGAAGUAGAUGCAGGAGACUAUAAGAAAGGGAGCGUUGCCAGGGUAACAGAUGAAGAAGAUGAUGAUGAUGAUGAUGAUGACUCAAGCGAGCACCUCCUCCUGAGUAUUGAAGAUGUCAAGACACUAAGACGUAGUUUAGAAGCAAAUGCUGACAUACGAUGGAGCCUGUCUCAUCAGUGUGAUGGAAGUCCUGCAGCUUCAGAUGAUGAUAAGAACUCAGAUGAAGACAAGGCGAGAACUGACAUCAAAGAUGCAUUAGAUGAAGACAUUGAAGAGGACAUCAUGGCUGACAGUCUGGAGAUGAGACGAGAUGUGGCGCUGGAGCCAGGGGAUAUGAUUGUCCUGGAGUUUGCGUCAUCACCAAACAAAGGUCCAAGGCAGCAAAAGAUGCUGUCAGCAAAGAGGAAACCAGAUGCAGAUGAGGUUGCCAUGGCAACAAGACAACCCAAACCCAGCAUAACUGCAACUCAGAAAGAUUCCAGAAAAUCGUCAGAGCUGAGGGAACUUAGAGUAACCUCAGCCCCCUCCCCUUCCCGACCCCUCUCGUCUCAGAAGAAGCGAUCAGAGAAGGACUGGCAGGCAACCGAUGACAUGUCGGCCAUCCAGAGGGCCAUGAAGGCAGAGAAUGAGGCAGCAGCCAGCAAGAAGGGAGCCAGUGGGACGAGGAGUGCACCCCCACAGGCAUCAGCAAAGAUGUCGUCAGCGAGGCCGUCUCAAGUCACAGAGCAGCCUCGCUCUGCUUCUGUUGCACCGACGGAUCAACCUGCCGCCGCUACGGAGCCUGCUUCAGCCCUGACGUCCCCUCAGGAUCUGCUGUCCUCACAGAAUCUCAAUGAACACAAGCUGGCCUUUGUGCUGGACAAAGUCAAGCAUAUGGAUUCAAGAUCGCAAAGAAGGCUCUUGGCAGCACUGGGGAAAGUCGAGGAAUCGGCCAGGAUAGGGGAUGACGACACAACCCCCAGCCACACACCCAGACAAGACGGUGGUCAGACGGCGACAGACGACAAACCACACACUGCUGAGGGUGAUCUGGACAGAUCAGCUGUGUUCACUACACCCAUGCUGGCUCCCAGAGCAAAGAGUGCAGCUGCUACCGCAUCAAGUCAACCAGCCCUGCCCUAUUCACCACUCACCACAACCACCUCUGCUGCCACCACCACACCCACCACCCCGACCCAUGAGUUCACGCUAGAGGCCAGUAGCAACUGGGGUCAUCCGAACCGGAUCGGUCUGACCGAUGUCCAGUUCUUUGACCUGGCGGGCAAGCGGGUCAGCCUGAGCGCUGACCAGAUCAGAACGACUGCAGCAUGCAGAGAUGCCAAGGGGGAGCUGGAGAACAUUGUCAAUGGGAAAGCCAAGACAACAAAGGAUAGGAAUAUGUGGAGCUGUGCAUACCAGCGUGGUGAUUGCCUGAAAGUGCUGUUCAGUAUCCCCACUGGCGAUACCGCAACAACAGGCAUCUCACGAAUCGAUGUCUGGAAUUACAACAAGAGCCUGAAAGAGCUAAGCAUAGGUGUGAAGGAUGCGAGUGUAUUCAUGGAUGGCAGUCUAGUGUGGGCGGGGCGGGUCGACAAAGGCUGUGGCAAUCAAGUAUUUGAUUACAUGACGUCCAUCGUCCUCAGUGAAACAAGGACUGAUGACCCUAAACAAAUCACCCCCCUCGACGUGGAUUCCGACAAACAAAAGAGUACAACCGCUGUUUCGAGUCAAGUCUGCCGAGACACGAAACAGCCGCUGCAAAGGAACAAUAACGGUUGCCGAGACGACACGAAACGCGUCAGCGAAGAAAUCGACAAGGAGUUGUUUGCAAAGGAAAGGACUCCUCCUCCGACCCAGUCACAAGAGGGCGCUCGCCAAGUCUCUCGGACUGUUGAACAAGAGUCUAUUAAGAGGAAUGAUGCAGAGCAGAACAGGCCGGAAUUUCCACGCAGCAAGACAACGAUUCUGAAAUACUCAACGGAAAAUUUGGAGAUUCCAACCGUCGAUGACAGCCUUGAGAUCUAUGCAACGCCGAGGGUGUCCGAAAAAUCCCCAACACAACGGUCACAAGAGGAAGCGGGCAAAGAAAGACUCGCGUCUGGCCGAGCCACAGUGGUCCUUAAGGGGAGACCAGACGAUAACGAGAACAGCCAAGAAUCCCAGUCAGAGGGGGUGGAGCAGAGCCUGGAAGAGCCAUCCAUGAUGAAACAGCUACAGAGCAUAACAGGAAGCAAAGAGAGGCCCAAGUGGCUCCGCCCAUCCUCUGAUAAACAGACUGAUGGUGACAAGGCCAAGGGGAAAGCCAAGAGGCCACCAUGGCUAGGGAAUAUCAAUGAUGAAAAUACUCCCGAUGCAGAACCAUGCAGUGAUCUUGUAGGAGAAGUCAAAAGGGAAGAUGAAUCAUUGAGGUUGUUAGCAGACGAGCAUGAGGACACAAGAUGGAGGCAGCGAGGCUUCUCAAUAGACAGCGAUGAUUUAGGGGAGGAGCCGAUUGGCAGCAGGAGGCGGGCCCAGUGGCGUGCCAAUCGAGAGUUGAGCCUUGAAGAGUCCUGGACAUCACUCAAUCUCUUCAACAAGUCGCAGAUGGGACGGAUCUCGGCUAAUGUCAACACUGACAUUGCUGGUGAUUCACUCGAUGAGUACAUGACUGGACGGAAGUCGGCGCAGCUAGAAGAAGCAAAAGAUGAUAGCAGUGAUGAGUUUGAGAUUCCAUUGUUACCAAUGGGCCAGAGACUGACCAUCAACAUCCGCACGACCUGGGGCGACAAGCACUACGUUGGUCUCAACGGCAUUGAGAUAUUCAAGAGUGACGGGGAACCAGUCAACAUCGUUGAGAUUUCAGCUGACCCGCCUGACAUCAACAUCCUGUCCGAUUAUGGUAAUGAUCCUCGUGUGGUGUCCAACCUGAUCGACGGCGUAAACCGUACCAGGGACGACACGCACAUGUGGCUGGCGCCCUACACGCCGGGCGCCAGUCACUUCAUACAUGUGGUGUUUGAGUCCCCAACCAAAGUGGCGCUGGUUAGAAUAUGGAAUUACAACAAGUCUCGCAUCCAUUCUUUCCGAGGUGCCAGAGACAUCGAUAUCUCAUUGGAUGGCCAGUAUGUCUUCAAGGGUGAGAUCGAAAGGGCUUCAGGUAUAACAGAGGGAGAAACUGACAGUUUUGGGGACACCAUCUUAUUCACGGAAGACGAGGACAUUCUGGAGUUGAUCUCGAGACACGACGAGGCGUAUGUCGCUGAUGAGGAUUGGUUCAGCUCAAGUCAAGAUGAAGACGCGACGCCGAGGCCCAAGACAGCUGACCAAGGAGAGGAGCGGCCGAUGACCCAGGCUAGGAUGUUCCGAGACAAGAAGACCGUCAAGGAAAUCAUGGCUGACGAUGAUGAGCCGGGGAUGGGUCAGGCAGACUACCAGCAGCAUUCAGGAUUCUUCCCUGAGGACGCGGAUGAGGAGGGAGAGACGCAAACUCCUACUCCUCAUAUGACUGCCCGAGUCACUGGGACAAGCAGUGAUGAAGACGUGGCAUUCACUUGUAGACAUAUGAAACUGAAUUUCACCUCUACCUGGGGUGACGUCCACUACCUGGGGUUGACUGGCUUGGACAUUCUAGAUCCAGAGGGGGAAGCUAUCCCAGUCACCAUGGCAAUGAUGGAUGCUAAGCCCAGAGACUUGAAUCACCUCCCUGGAUACGGAAGGGACGACAGGACAUUGGACAAAUUAAUCGAUGGUGCCAAUGUAACCACUAGUGAUGAGCACAUGUGGUUGAUUCCAUUCACCGAGGGGGAGGAUCACAUCGUCACCAUUGACUUUGGCAGGGAGGUGCAGACAUCGGGACUCAGGAUAUGGAACUACAAUAAGACACCAGAAGAUACUUACAGAGGAGCUAAGAUAGUGCACGUGUACAUGGACACUAGACAGAUCUCACCAAGCGAGGGCUACCUGAUCAGGAAAGGGCCAGGAUACUGCCAUUUUGAUUUCGCUCAGGAGAUCAGCUUCAGUGAUUACAAGUCCAUGCCCCUGCUCAGCCAGCAAGCGAUGUUCGCAAAGGGGGUGCCAGAAGCCCUGAGGCAAAGUCUAGUUGCAAUGGAGGAGCCCAGCCAGGAGUAUGUUCCCAUGCACAUGCCAUGUGGCUUUGUUUUCCAGCUGCAGCUGAUUUCUACCUGGGGAGAUCCAUACUACGUUGGUCUGAAUGGCCUGGAGUUCUACGAUGCAAACGGAGACAAGAUCACACUCACAGAAACAAACAUGGCCGCUUAUCCCUCUAGUGUCAACGUCUUGGAAGAUGUGACAGAUGAUGUUCGGACUCCAGAUAAACUCAUCGAUGGUAUCAACGAUACAUCCGAUGGUAGUCACAUGUGGUUAGCACCUAUACUCCCUCAUGUGAUCAACAGGGUUUACAUCAUCUUUGACCAGCCGGUGGCUGUCUCCAUGAUCAAAGUGUGGAACUACAGCAAGACACCACAGAGAGGCGUCAAGGAAUUUGGGCUUCUUGUCGAUGACCUGCUAGUCUACAACGGCAUACUGGGUCAGGUGACGGCAGGCGCCCGAGGCAUCCUACCGACCCUUGACCUGCCCACGCCAUACCACACCAUCAUCUUCACCGAGAAUGAGCAACUCAGACAGAAAGAAAGACACACAAUCAUUCAUAACAGUCCCCAUGACCAGGACGUUAAGAUGACCAAUGAUCACACAGUGAUGACCAGCUCUAGCAAUCCCAAGAAACCAGCCAACCGGCCUGCAGACCCAGCUUUGCGUCCCAAAACCAGCGUGCACGGCCGCGGUGGGUCCGCAACACGAAGAAGGUAGCAGAACAGGAAGGCUAGUAGACAGUGACGCUGUGGACCAAGGGGUGAUGCUUCAGCCG